Prorocentrum cordatum is the source of this 1050-nucleotide messenger RNA. The record is from the annotation of a GenBank genome assembly. NCBI's taxonomy places the organism in Eukaryota, Dinophyceae, Prorocentrales, Prorocentraceae.
AUGAGGAAACAUCAGGAGCACCGCCAAGGAGCAGACCAAGGUUCGAAGAUCUGGAAGCGGAUCGACAGCGGCUCCGUGGCCAGCGCCCAUGGGAUCGGAUCCAUCGAGCCGGGUACGUUUUGGCAGCAGCCGGACAACAACGAGUGCAAAGUAGAGAUUUGCCACCUCGUUCGGGGCACCGAUGCGAAUAUCAUGGACGCGGAGAAGAGUGACUACAUCGCUAUGGACGAGGUUCGGCACGAUCGUCGUCUUGACAGGGACACAUGGAGGCCAGUUACUGGUUUCGACAACGACAAGCACGAGGCGCUCAGUAUCGAGGACUCGCGGGCGUGCCUCAGCCAUCGCGUCAACUUCUGCAUGAUGAAGCCGACGUCUGAGACGGUGGAGUUCAAGCACAGCGCCAUCAGCGAGGACAAGUGGCCGCAGCUGAUCGCAGCGAUUGUCCACGACUGGAACGCAGUCGCUGGAAUCAAGGGCAUCACGGCCAAGGCAAGGCGGGCCGCUCACGGUUUCAAUUACCCCGACAUCAUGGAGGCCGAGAGGAGAUGCCCUACUCCUCAACUGGCCACCAUCCACAUUGCCACGCAGGCCAUGGCCGACCGAGGAUUCGAGGCAAAUGCCGACGACGUCGCCGCGGCCCCCACGCAGGGCGAUCCGAUCAGGAGGACCGCGUCUUUGCACGCAGAGCCACCAGCUGGUGGCCACCUCGAAGCUCUCGGCGCCACGGCUGGAAGUCUCCGAUUGGAUCGAGAAGGUUAUCAUUUGAUCAGCGGCAGGGCAGCGCGGAGGAGCGCAAUGUUUUAUCAACCUACUAAGAUGAACUACCGCAUCAGCAUCUACGACCCGCGCUUCUCCUGCCUGUUCCACGACGCCCAGCGCCAGGACAAAGGGGAACUCAUCGCGCAGGGCAUCGCGAUCUUGGAGAUGGACAACGCACUGCCCGAUGGCACAAGGAAGCGCGCGGAGAGGGGCGACGGUUCCCGCGUCGGCACGGAGCGUUACAUGCGCGAGAAGUUGAACCGCAUCGAGCUCAAGCACGGCUUGCUCUGA